UAGUGCGCAUUCCAUCUCCAUAAACGUUAAAAUUCGAUAAGCAAAUACAUUCGAUAGGUGUUUUCAAUAUGUAAUUAACAAAUGUCAAAUUGUGAACAAAAGCAAAUGCAUUGCAAAUACAAAUACUAAGAACAUGGCUGGCCUGGAAUUGGAAUUUACCGCUUGAAAAACACAAACAGCCAUAACCAAUGGGUAUCUGAGCAGAGAAUGCAGUGCCAUCAGCCACGCAACGACAGCAAUUGCAAUUGAUAGCAAAUAGAAAGCAAACUGAAGUUCACUUGGGGAGCGAGCAACCUCAUCAUUUCCUUUAUAUGCGAGGCAUCAAAGUCAGAGACAAUCUCGGCAACAACAGCUACAAUAAUAACAACAACAAAAGCAACGACAACAACAACAACAUGCAGGUGCCCGAGCACGUUGUCUCCCUUUACAUAGCCACAUGUGGCCAAAAUGGACCCGGCCUUGGCUCGGAUGAGAAGGAAAUUAUACUGAUGGUCUAUGUGCUGUUGGAAGUGGCAACGGGACAGAUCAUUGGCACCCAACAAAUACUCGUACGCCCUGAUGGUUACUUCAUUAAGGAUCGCACCAUAUCUAGCUCAUCGGACAACUCGAAUGCUACAAACAACACAGCCUGCUCGCCUCCACUAGCCAUUGGUUACACCGGCGAGAAUAGCUCAAAUAACAACAACAAUAUCAAUACAACGAAUAACAUCACAAAUGCAAGUGGCAGUAGCAGCGGGAACAGUGCCACGAAUGGCAUCUGCCUCAGCACCUUGGAGAACAGCAGCGAACUCAUAUUGCCCAUUGCGGAGGCCCAGUCUGCUGGGAAGCCCCUAAACGAAGCAAUCGAGGAGUUCGAUGGCUAUCUACGCUCCUUAUCGCUGCACGAUACGGAGAUCAAGCUGAUCACCGAUGGUCAACUGCCGUUGCGCCAAUGUCUGCAUCGGGAGGCCUGCGCCAAGGAUGUGGAGCUGCCUGCCUAUUACAACAGAUUCAGCGAUCUGCGCAAAGAGUUCCAGCGCUAUAAGUCGGGCGAUCUGUCGCGUGCCCUCGUGCCCCUCAAGGACAUCAAAAAGAUGCUGCAGUCACCUGCGUUGCCCAUGCCACAGUCCAUUGGUGAAAUGCUUAAAGAGCUGAAUGCAACGUCUGUGGACGAUAAUGAUUUCUAUAUUCGCGAAUCCCGCGAUAUGGUCACUGUGAUUCAAUCAUUGCUUCAGGCGGGUCAUAAGUUUGAAACUAAUGAACUCGUUAAUCUUGUGCUGGAACCUGGAAUUUGCUCAAUUGACGACGAGGUAGACGGCAAUUGCAUUGUGCGUGCCCGUGGACUGCCCUGGCAGAGCAGCGAUCAGGAUAUAGCCAAGUUCUUUCGCGGACUCAACGUAGCCAAAGGCGGCGUUGCUUUGUGUCUUUCGCCGCUGGGCCGGCGCAACGGAGAGGCUUUGAUUCGCUUUGUCUCACAGGAGCAUCGCGACAUGGCUCUCAAAAGGCAUAAGCAUCACAUCGGCUCGCGCUAUAUAGAGGUAUAUCGUGCAUCGGGCGAGGACUUCCUGGCCAUAGCCGGAGGCGCUUCGAAUGAGGCGCAGGCGUUCCUCUCCAAGGGCGCCCAGGUGAUAAUACGCAUGCGUGGACUGCCCUACGAUUGUACGCCAAAGCAAGUGCUGGAAUUCUUUACUACCGGCGAGUCGCCUUGUCACGUCCUGGAUGGCAAUGAGGGCGUUCUCUUUGUGAAGAAGCCCGAUGGACGUGCCACGGGCGAUGCCUUUGUGCUGUUUGCCAACGAAAGCGAUUCGCCCAAGGCGCUGGGACGCCAUCGGGAGUCGAUCGGGCAACGGUACAUCGAGCUAUUCCGUUCGACAACGGCGGAGGUGCAGCAGGUGCUGAAUCGAUCGAUGGAUCCGAAGACCUACGAAUCGAACAAUCAUGGCCAGCCGCCGCUGAUAGCACAGUUGCCCACCAUGCAGUUGCCGUUGCUGCCGCAGGUGGGUGCCGCUGCUGGCCACGCCCUCAACCCGUUGACAGCUAACGCUAGCCACGCUAACCUGUGCCCCCCACUUACCCAUGCCCCACAGCACCUCAUCACCUCGGGCACCACGAAGAACUGCAUACGACUGCGCGGCCUGCCCUACGAGGCGAUGGUGGAGCAUAUACUACAUUUUCUGGACGACUUUGCCAAGCAUAUCAUCUACCAGGGCGUGCACAUGGUCAUCAAUGCGCAGGGCCAGCCCAGCGGCGAGGCGUUCAUCCAAAUGGACUCGGAGGACUCGGCCCGCCUCUGCGCUCAGCGGAAACACAAUCAGUUCAUGGUCUUUGGCAAGAAGUUCCGUUAUAUCGAGGUCUUCCAGUGCUCCGGCGAUGAUAUGAAUCAUGUGUUGAAUGGUGGCUUGGCCUCGCCGGUGGCACCGCCUCCUCAUCCUAGCCACGCUCAUUUGGCUGCCGCUGCUGCUGCUGCUGCCGCCGCUGCUGCUGCGGGCAAACAACCGUCGCUGCUCUCUCCGGGUAUGUUAGCUCAACCGCCGCCGCCACCCACCGGCGCUCAGGGCAUCGGCUCACACUCGCACACACACGCACACUCGCACACCCACACGCAUGCGCACGCUCACUCACAUGCUGCAGCAGCUGCUGCGGCGGCUGCUGCUGCUGCUCAUCAUGCAUUGCAAACGUCCCCGGCUGCCGCGGCCGCUGCUGCGGCCAGCCUAAUGGGCGCCACCUCACAUGCACCGCUCACAGCGGGCACGGCUAGCGGAUUGGCGGGCUUUAUGAAUGCCACGCCCCCUGCUACCAUGUCCAGCCAUUCGUCGCUGUCGAGCAGUGGCUUGGCUCAGGGUGGCCUUUCCGCCGCUUCACAUGCUGGCUAUCAUUUCAAUCUCUCGCUGCCGCCGUCUGCCGGCGCUGCUGCUGCUGCAGCUGCUGCUGCCUCCAAUCCUGCACUGCUCGCCCAGCAGCAGGCGCAGUUUAUAGCCCAGCAGAAUCUUCUGGCCCGGCAGCAAGCAGCCGCUGUGGCUGCAGAGCAGCAGCAACAGCAGCUAUACGCAAAUGCCGCCAUGCUGCAGACCCAUCAGCUCUACAUGCAGCAUCCAGGUGCUGCUGCCGCUGCCGCCGCCGCUGCCAUGGGCAGCCAGCCGCAAUUCGUAUUCAUGCAGCGUCCCUAUAUGCAGCCCUUUCCCCUCAGCUACAUGCCCGCCGCCGCGGGCUAUCAGUUCGCUGGCGCCUCCACGGCCGCCGCGGCAGCUGGGGUGCCAACGAGUGCCACUGCGGCGGGCGCUGCCACUGCAGCGGGCAAUGCGGCCCUCGCACUUCAAACGCAUUCCAUGAAGCGCUCCUAUGAGAAUGCCUUCCAGCAGGAUCCGACUGGAGCAGCGGCUGCAGCGAGUGCUGCCAAGCGUGCCUUAACCCGAGUGCCCAGCAGUGUCUAUUCCUACUAUAAUCCAGGCAUUUAGUAGCUUUCCAUCAUGAUUGAUAAUUGAUGAUUGAUACGAAAAUCUUUCUUCAUUAACGUUCAUGAUUCGACUGGAUGUACUCAAUCAAUUUUAACCAAUUUAGAUUAUUUCUUAUUCUCUAUCAAUCAUACUCGUAUGAUUGCAGCUUUUAAUUGACUUACAGUCAAUCAGACUUCCAUGCGCGCAGCUCAUAUCUGUA
This is a messenger RNA of Drosophila hydei, 3633 nucleotides long. It is a transcript of the gene fus, whose product is annotated as RNA-binding protein fusilli. Bases 312 to 3434 code for a protein of 1040 amino acids. Gene Ontology annotation, cellular component: ribonucleoprotein complex; nucleoplasm. The transcript is spliced from 10 exons. Gene Ontology annotation, molecular function: mRNA binding. Gene Ontology annotation, biological process: regulation of RNA splicing. NCBI's taxonomy places the organism in Eukaryota, Metazoa, Arthropoda, Insecta, Diptera, Drosophilidae. The record is from RefSeq and is a predicted model, not a curated record.